This is a messenger RNA of Nerophis lumbriciformis (worm pipefish), 4413 nucleotides long. Lineage: Eukaryota; Metazoa; Chordata; Actinopteri; Syngnathiformes; Syngnathidae. The record is from RefSeq and is a predicted model, not a curated record.
AUGAGCGGCGUGGGAGAAAACUCGUCCGACCCUGCCAGGGCAGAGUCGCGGAAACGUAAAGAAUGUUCUGCUGAACUUCUUGGGCCCAGUCCGAAGCGGAGCAACGAGAAACGCAACCGCGAGCACGAGAACAAGUACAUCGAGGAGCUCGCCGAGCUGAUCUUCGCCAACUUCAACGACAUCGACAACUUCAAUGUUAAGCCCGACAAAUGUGCCAUCCUAAAGGAGACUGUGAAGCAAAUCAGGCAAAUCAAGGAGCAAGAAAAAGCGGCCGCCGCCAAUGAAGAGGAGGUACAAAAGGCCGAUGUGUCGUCCACGGGCCAAAGCGUGAUUGACAAAGAUGCCUUGGGACCCAUGAUGCUCGAGGCCCUUGACGGCUUCUUCUUCGUGGUGAACAUGGAAGGCAACAUCGUCUUCGUGUCUGAGAACGUGACUCAGUACCUGCACUACAACCAGGAGGAGCUGAUGAACACCAGCGUCUACAGCGUGCUCCACGUCGGAGACCACGCCGAGUUCAUCAAGAACCUGCUGCCCAAAUCCCUCGUAAACGGCGUGCCGUGGUCCAGCGAAGGUCCGAGGCGCAACAGCCACACCUUUAACUGCCGGAUGCUGGUGAACCCGCACGGCGAGAACCCGGAGCAGGCGCACGAGCACGAGCCGCAACAGCAGCAGAAGUACGAAACCAUGCAGUGCUUCGCCGUCUCGGAGCCCAAGUCCAUCAAAGAAGAAGGAGAUGACUUCCAGUCGUGCCUGAUCUGCGUGGCUCGCAGGGUCCCUAUGAAGGAGAGGCCCAUGCUGCCUACGCACGAGAGCUUCACCACACGCCAAGACCUCCAAGGCAAGAUAACCUCUCUGGAUACCAGCCUACUGCGGGCCUCCAUGAAGCCGGGCUGGGAAGACCUGGUGCGCCGUUGCAUCCAACGCUUUCACCUGCAGAACGACGGCGAAAUGUCUUUUGCCAAACGGCACCAGCAAGAAGUGCUUCGCCACGGUCAGGCCUUUAGCCCCAUCUACCGCUUCUCCCUUUCGGACGGAACCAUUGUAUCGGCCCACACCAAGAGCAAAUUGGUGCGCUCUCAUGCCACCAAUGAACCUCAGCUUUACAUGUCCCUGCACGUUCUUCAGAGAGAGCAGACGGUGUGCGGCAUGGGCCAGGACAUGGGUCCCGGCGCCCAAGCCACGGGCAUGGCUCCAAAGCCCAUGAACUCCUCAACCCCCUCCAUGACUCCGCCAACCCCGGGCAGCUUGCCAGGCGCAGGACCUCAGGGCCAAGACAUUAGCAACAGCACGCCUUUCUCCCCUCCGGGCCCCGCUGGCCCCAGAGAGCCGGCGGCAAUGGGGGGGCACAUGCAGGGCUACCGCUACGGCUGCCCCCCGCCGCACAGUCACGCCGGAGGGAUGCAGCCGCCGCAACAGGGCCAAAACUGGAGAAUGAACAGUCCUUCCCGUGCCAGCCCCAGCCCAGUCGGCGGCCCCCAUCCGCCUCAGCAGAACUGCAUGCUCUCCCCCAGGCAUCGCGGCAGCCCCGGGGGAGCGGGCAGCCCACGUGUCGGCCUCCACUCUCCCUCCCCGGUGGGGAUGGGUGGCGGCUCCACGAGCGGCCACGGCAACAGCUACACCAGCAGUUCUCUUUCAGCCCUUCAGGCCCUAAGCGAGUGUCACGGAGUCGGUCACGGGCACACGCUGGGGUCUCCAGAUCGGAGGAUAGGUUCCCCUGCGAGCGCCCCGGCGGGAUCCGGGCCUCAUCUCUUGUCGAGACCGGGACCGGGUACCGUGGACUCUUUCGAUGCGGGACAAGGCGGACACACGCCAGGUCAGACUGACGGUAACCUCACCGACCCCAAAGAAGAGCCCCAGGACGACGCUCACGCUCGUCUUCAGGACAAGGGGCAUACUAAGCUUCUCCAGCUGCUGACCACCAAAACCGAGCCUUUGGAGACGCCCCUUUCCCCCAACGCUGGUGCGGAGAGCAAAGACGGACCCGGGGUUCGCGGCGGCCUUUCUGGCGUGACGACACACGCUACAUCCCUUAAGGAGAAACACAAAAUCCUUCACCAGCUGCUUCAAAACAGCACGUCUCCCGUGGACCUGGCUAAACUUACCGCGGAGGCCACCGGGAAGGAGCUGGGUCAAGAGCAAGGCCAGGGUGCUUCCGGCACAGACGGUACCCUAAAGCAGGAACCUCUGAGCCCCAAGAAAAAGGACACCACUCUACUACGUUCCCUAUUGGGCAAGGACGACGGCGGGCUGAAGGACAAGACAGCCAAGCUGGAGCCCGGAGAGGUGAAGGUGGAAGGGGGCAAACAUCCACUUGUCAAAACUGAGAAACCAGACGCUGGGUACGAUCAAGCUGAACAGUCGUCGGAGCUGGACGACAUUUUAAACGACCUCCAGAAUGCCCAGCCGCAGCUGUUCUGCGAGCCGCGGCCCGUGUCGCUGCCCAGUCCCAUGGACAAGCAAAACAUUAUCAACGACAUCCUGCAGAUGUCCGAGAACAGCCCGGCGGCGGCACACCCGCAACACAAGAACGUCGCUGGUGGCAUGGGUCCCACGAAUUUUGCUGGCGUACGAGCAGGCUUGCCCGGUAGGGCCGGACCGGCCAGGAGCGUGUCGCUAGAAAUGAGCGCGUCGCCGCAAUACCCCAUGAGAAACACCAGUCCUUACACGCUUGUUCAACAGCAACAGCAGCAAGGCAUGGUGGGAAACCACGGCAUGAUGGCGAACCAGGCCAAUAUGGUCGUCCCGGGAAUGAUGGGUCCGGGUGCCGCUCGUCAGCAAGAAGGUUGGGCGGGCUCAGCCUUGACUCCUCAAAUUGCCCAAGGUCGGAUGGGCCCUGGCGGCGCCCCCAUGAGGUCAGGCGGGCAGCCUGGGCCGAGGCAAAUGCUCCAGACCUCUAUGAUGUCCAAUGCCCAACCCGACAUGGACAUGAGUAUGGUGGGCCACUUCACUCAGCAGCAACAGCAGGCUCCGCCCAAUCAGACGGCACCCUGGCCGGACAGCAUGAUGCCCAUUGAGCAGACUGCUUUCGUCAACCAGAACAGGUCACUACACCCGACUCCUCAGGAGGAUUUGCUGUGUAGUAUGGGCCUGGGCGGGAGCGAAGGGGGUCCGGUGGACGAAGGGGCUCUCAUGUCUCAGCUCUACACGGCGCUGAAGGAUUGCGACGGUCUGGAGGAACUGGACCAGAUGCUUGGCAUCCCUGCUCUGAUAGAACAGAACCAGACACUAGACCAGGACCAGUUCCCACAAGACCCUUCCUCCUUGAUGCUGGAGCAGAAGCCCCCCAUGUAUGGCCAGCAGCAGUUUGGCCCGCCUCCCUCCCACAUGGCGCAGAGGGGCUACCCUGGCGCGCCCAUGCAAGAGGCGGGGUUCCACCCCAUGGCUGGCCAGAUGGCGCCGCGGCCCGGGUACCCCAUGAUGAGAAUGCAGGCCCGGGCGGGACUGAGGCCCGGCGGGGUGGUCCCGAACCAGCCCAACACGCUGAGGCUACAGCUGCAACAUCGGCUACAGUCGCAGCAGAACCGACAGCCAAUGAUGUCUCAGAUGAGUAGCGUGUCAAAUGUCAACCUACCUCUCAGAUCCAAUGCUCCCAAUCAGGGGACCAUCAACGCCCAGAUGCUAGCGCAGCGUCACCGCGAGCUGCUGAGCAACACCCUUCGACAACGGCAACAGCAACAGCAGCAGCAGCAGAGGAGCAUGGCCAUGCGGGCGCAGGGCCUCAACUUGCCACCCAACAUGAGCAACCCGCGGAUCCCCCAGGCCAACCCCCAGCAGUUCCCCUACCCGCCCAACUACGGUACCGGUACAGGCCUGGCCUCGCCACCUCCUCCUAGCAGCCCCUUCUCCUCCUCCUCCUCGCCUCUGUCCUCCCCCAGCCUGCCGUCUCUCGCCACCAACCCCCAGCUCCACUUGCAUGGCACCUCCUCUUCCUCCUCCACUUCCUCCUCCUCCUCCUCCCAGCAGAUGAUGAUGGGAAACACAAACAUGAUGGGCGGACAGUACGGGGCCGUACUCAGCCCCCAAAUACAGCACAGUGCCUUUCAGUUUCCCAACUCAGGUAUGAGCCAGCAGGCAGAGGGCGGUUUCGGGGGUCCCGGCGCGCCACCUAGCCCGCUGCUGUCCCCGCGAGUGGCGCAUGCUCAGCAAUCCCCCAUGAUGCAGCAGGGCCCGGGCGGCGCCCCCUUCCAGGGCUCGCCCGACAUUAACGGCUGGACACAGGGGAACGUGGCGGGCAACAGCAUGUUCUCACAACAGCAGGCGUCCCCUCAGUUCACCCAGCAGCAGCAACAGCAGCAGCAGAAUAACGGCAGCAUGUACAAUGGCGUCCCCGGAAUGGGGCAAAUGGGCCAGAUGGGCGUCACCAUGUCGUCGCCCGGCUUACCCUCCAUGGGACAGGAGCAGAAAUACUGUUGA